This is a messenger RNA of Cercocebus atys (sooty mangabey), 8247 nucleotides long. RefSeq names its product sorbin and SH3 domain containing 1 (gene SORBS1). The record is from RefSeq and is a predicted model, not a curated record. The transcript is spliced from 34 exons. Gene Ontology annotation, cellular component: nucleus; cell-substrate junction; cytoplasm. Lineage: Eukaryota; Metazoa; Chordata; Mammalia; Primates; Cercopithecidae. Bases 134 to 4933 code for a protein of 1599 amino acids. Gene Ontology annotation, molecular function: protein binding. Gene Ontology annotation, biological process: cell-substrate adhesion.
AGUCCCAGAAAAACAGAGCGGGGCCAGCUGCAGCGUGUAGUGCGAGUGGGGCGGACGCGCGCAGCCCGCCUGCCCGGCGACCAGCAAGAGCAGUUCAGAGCCCCAGUUGCAGACGACUUGUCCUGCCACCACCAUGAGCUCUGAAUGUGAUGGUGGUUCCAAAGCUGUGGUGAAUGGCUUGGCACCUGGCAGCAAUGGUCAAGACAAAGCAACUGCCGACCCUUUACGUGCACGCUCUAUUUCUGCUGUUAAAAUCAUUCCUGUGAAGACAGUGAAAAACGCCCCAGGCCUAGUUCUCCCUCCAGACAUGGAUCCUACAAAAAUCUGCACUGGGAAGGGAGCGGUGACUCUCCGGGCCUCGUCUUCCUACAGGGAAACCCCAAGCAGUAGCCCUGUGAGCCCUCAGGAAACCCCGCAACACGAAAGCAAACCAGGUCUGGAGCCAGAGCCUUCUUCAGCAGAUGAGUGGAGGCUUUCUUCCAGUGCUGAUGCCAAUGGAAAUGCCCAGCCAUCUUCACUUGCUGCCAAGGGCUACAGGAGUGUGCAUCCCAAUCUUCCUUCCGACAAGUCCCAGGUUUUCUCUCCCCCACGCCCUCCUCUCCCUCAAAAGGACCGCUUUGCAUGGCAGUCCCCCACCAUCCACAAUACCUACAAGGAUUCCCUCUACCUGAGCUCACCAAAGCCUUACGUCCCACUCAGCACCCCCAGCCAGCAGAACCCCUCACAACCCCAGCCCAUCUCUGUCCUCCUGGCAGCUGGAUCGGCUCCCAAAGGUGUGGUGUGCCCUGGUUCCUUGCUUCCGGACUCCACGUUCCCCAGUGCUUCAUCCCAACCCCAGCAGCGCUAUGCAGCCACCAGGACAGUUUAUCAUAAGAAUGUGAGCUCUAACCCAUGUCAUGAGGCAGUUGGGAUUAAAAAGGUCAGCAGCUUAUAUGUACCUUGUUUAUCCAAUAACAUUUGCCUGGCGGUGUCAGAAAACUCCUCUCGUGUUGCACGUGACCCUGCCAAAGGCACUCCCUCGGAGGCUGCGGGCACCCGAGCACCGGCUCCCAGCCUUGUCUCCCGCACAGCCGGCACAGGAAAACCACCCCCUGCUCCUCCUCCUGACCCUCCCAAGCUAUUCUUUGACAUCCGUAAAGAUGCCGUUAACCGUGGCGAGAGUCCUUCCCUGGGGACUCGGGCUUCGUUCCCAGAUGUGAGACCACCUGUGCUAGGCCCCCGGGUUACCUCUGAUCCCGAAAACCGGAAGAGCAAAGAAUCUUACCUUUUGCAGCCGAGUUAUCCAGCCAAGGAUGCCACUUCCUCCAGUGCAGCCCAGCCGGAGGUAAUAGUUGUCCCUCUCUACCUGGUUAAUACUGACAGAGGGCAAGAAGGCACUGCCAGACCUCCAGCACCUCUGGGGCCUCUUGGCUGCGUCCCCACAAUCCCAGCGACCGCCUCUGCCGCCUCACCUCUGACCUUCCCGACUCUAGAUGAUUUCAUUCCCCCUCAUCUGCAGAGGUGGUCCCACCACAGCCAGCCAGCCCGCGCCUCUGGCUCCUUUGCCCCCAUUAGCCAGACGCCACCAUCCUUCUCACCACCACCUCCACUGGUCCCUCCUGCCCCGGAGGACCUCCGCAGAGUCUCGGAGCCUGACCUCACGGGAGCUGUUUCGAGUACCGAUUCCAGUCCUCUACUAAACGAAGUUUCUUCUUCCCUUAUUGGAACUGAUUCCCAAGCCUUUCCACCAGUUAGCAAGCCUUCGUCCGCCUAUCCCUCCACCACGAUUGUCAAUCCGACUAUUGUGCUCUUGCAGCACAAUCGAGAACAGCAAAAACGACUCAGUAGCCUUUCAGAUCCUGUCUCAGAAAGAAGAGUGGGAGAGCAGGACUCAGCACCAACCCAGGAAAAACCCACCUCACCUGGCAGGGCUGCUGAAAAAAGAGCAAAGGAUGACAGUAGGCGGGUGGUGAAGAGCGCUCAGGACCUAAGCGAUGUUUCCAUGGAUGAAGUGGGCAUCCCACUCCGGGUACACUUAGAGAACACUGAGAGAUCAAAAGACUGGUACAAGACUAUGUUUAAACAGAUCCACAAACUAAACAGAGACACUCCUGAAGAAAACCCUUAUUUCCCUACGUACAAAUUCCCUGAACUUCCUGAAAUCCAGCAAACUUCUGAAGAGGACAAUCCUUACACUCCCACCUACCAGUUUCCUGCAUCUACUCCUAGUCCUAAGUCUGAAGAUGAUGAUUCAGAUCUGUACUCUCCCAGAUACUCGUUUUCUGAAGACACAAAAUCUCCCCUUUCUGUGCCUCGCUCAAAAAGUGAGAUGAGCUACAUUGAUGGUGAGAAGGUAGUCAAGAGGUCGGCCACGCUACCCCUCCCAGCCCGCUCUUCCUCACUGAAGUCAAGCCCAGAAAGAAAUGACUGGGAACCCCCAGAUAAGAAAGUAGAUACAAGAAAAUACCGUGCAGAGCCCAAAAGCAUUUACGAAUAUCAGCCGGGCAAGUCUUCCGUUUUGACCAACGAAAAGAUGAGUCGGGAUAUAAGCCCAGAAGAGAUAGAUUUAAAGAAUGAACCUUGGUAUAAAUUCUUUUCGGAAUUGGAGUUUGGGAAACCGCCUCCCAAAAAGAUAUGGGAUUAUACUCCUGGAGACUGCUCUAUCCUUCCUAGAGAGGAUAGAAAGACUAAUCUAGACAAAGAUCUCAGCCUCUGCCAGACAGAGUUAGAGGCAGAUUUAGAAAAAAUGGAGACGCUUAAUAAAGCACCCAGUGCAAACGUGCCACAGAGCUCAGCCAUCAGCCCCACUCCGGAAAUUUCUUCAGAGACUCCUGGAUAUAUAUAUUCUUCCAACUUCCAUGCAGUGAAGAGGGAAUCAGAUGGGGCUCCUGGGGAUCUCACUAGCUUGGAGAAUGAGAGACAAAUUUAUAAAAGUGUCUUGGAAGGUGGCGACAUCCCUCUUCAGGGCCUGAGUGGGCUAAAGCGACCAUCCAGCUCGGCUUCCACUAAAGAUUCAGAAUCGCCAAGACAUUUUAUACCAGCUGAUUACUUGGAAUCCACAGAAGAAUUUAUUCGAAGACGUCAUGAUGAUAAAGAGAAACUUUUAGCGGACCAGAGACGACUUAAGCGCGAGCAAGAAGAGGCUGAUAUUGCAGCUCGACGCCACACAGGCGUCAUUCCGACGCACCAUCAGUUUAUCACUAAUGAGCGCUUUGGGGACCUCCUCAAUAUAGACGAUACCGCCAAAAGGAAAUCUGGGUCAGAGAUGAGACCUGCCAGAGCAAAAUUUGACUUUAAAGCUCAGACACUAAAGGAGCUUCCUCUGCAGAAGGGAGAUAUUGUUUACAUUUAUAAGCAAAUUGAUCAGAACUGGUAUGAAGGAGAACACCACGGCCGGGUGGGAAUCUUCCCACGCACCUAUAUUGAGCUUCUUCCUCCUGCUGAGAAGGCUCAGCCCAAAAAGUUGACACCAGUGCAGGUUUUGGAAUAUGGAGAAGCUAUUGCUAAGUUUAACUUUAAUGGUGAUACACAAGUAGAAAUGUCCUUCAGAAAGGGUGAGAGGAUAACACUGCUCCGGCAGGUAGAUGAGAACUGGUACGAAGGGAGGAUCCCGGGGACAUCCCGACAAGGCAUCUUCCCCAUCACCUACGUGGAUGUGAUCAAGCGGCCACUGGUGAAAAACCCUGUGGAUUACAUGGACCUGCCUUUCUCCGCCUCCCCAAGUCGCAGUGCCACUGCAAGCCCUCAGUUUUCCAGUCACAGCAAGCUCAUCACGCCAGCACCCUCAUCUCUGCCCCACUCCCGCCGAGCCCUGUCCCCCGAGAUGCACGCCGUCACCUCUGAGUGGAUCUCGCUGACUGUGGGGGUCCCAGGCAGGCGUUCUCUGGCCCUGACCCCACCCUUGCCUCCUCUGCCAGAGGCUUCUGUCUAUAACACUGACCACCUUGCCUUGUCACCAAGGGCCAGUCCCUCCCUGUCUCUCAGCCUCCCCCAUUUGAGUUGGUCAGAUCGUCCCACCCCACGAUCAGUAGCUUCUCCACUGGCCCUACCUUCCCCACACAAAACCUACGCCCUAGCACCCGCUUCCCAGGCCUCCCUUCACAUGAAUGGAGACGGUGGUGUCCACAUGCCAUCUUCAGGCAUCCACCAAGAUAGCUUCUCGCAGCUGCCACUGGGGAGCUCUGAUAGUGUCAUCUCCCAGCUUAGUGAUGCCUUUAGCAGCCAGAGCAAGAGGCAGCCAUGGCGCGAAGAGAGUGGACAAUAUGAGAGGAAAGCAGAGAGGGAGGCAGGCCAGAGAGGCCCUGGCGGACCCGAGAUCUCUAAGAAGAGCUGCUUGAAGCCUUCAGACGUGGUCAGGUGCCUGAGUACUGAACACAGACUCUCAGAUCUCAACACCCCUGAGGAGAGCCGGCCCGGCAAGCCCCUGGGUAGCGCUUUUCCAGGAAGUGAGGCUGAGCAGACAGAGCGGCAUAGAGGUGGCGAGCAGGCGGGGAGGAAAGCUGCUCGGAGAGGUGGGAGCCAGCUUUCUCAUCAUUCAUUGAGAGCAGGACCUGAUCUCACAGAAUCUGAAAAGAGCUAUGUGGAAGCGGUUUGCAAUGAGAUCAUAAACAUUGCCGAAAAAUCUGUUCAUUACUGCAGCACUGUUUCUCAUCCCCUUGACUUUCAUCACAAGGUAUCCCCUUCUGACAAUAAAUCAUCUUUAAUCAUUUCUCAGCAACCUCAAGCCCAGCAGCGAAGAGUCACCCCCGACAGGAGUCAAACCUCACAAGAUUUAUUUAGCUAUCAAGCAUUAUAUAGCUAUAUACCACAGAAUGAUGAUGAGUUGGAACUCCGCGAUGGAGAUAUCAUUGAUGUCAUGGAAAAAUGUGACGAUGGAUGGUUUGUUGGUACUUCAAGAAGGACAAGGCAGUUUGGUACUUUUCCAGGCAACUAUGUAAAACCUUUGUAUCUAUAAGAAGACUGAAAACCAUGGAGAUUAUUUUUAUUGGAGGAUGAAGCAUCAUUCAUGAACGGAUCUUUUUAGUUGAGUCAGUAGGAAAAUUAAUACAGUGGAUAAAGUAAGAAGCAAAAGACAGGGACAGAGAAGUGUUGUGUUUAAAACCCAAGCCUGUCUAAGGUUACUGUGUAUUAGACAGGGCUGAACUAGUGUGCUGAACAAGAAGAAUGGAGACAAAUUGUAUUUACUUAGCCGCUUCUGGGAGCCACUCCAGCCUUUCCCCUCCCCCCCACCUCUUGGGUAAUCUGACCUGAAGCAUAGUCUGGGAUCAGAGUUAGCCAGAAAUGCCUCCUCCUGCCCCAGCCUUAGAGAGCUUCCAUCUCAAAGGAAUCAUUGAUCCUGAAGGCUUCAAGCCCAAGGAUGCACCAAGACCCCCAGCCUACAUUUCCCAGCUCCCCUGGAGCCAGCUGAUCCUCUAACUGCUGGAGGUCAGUCUGGGCUGCCAAUACUGUCCCCUAGACAAAGGUGGAGUCCCCCAAACUGCCCCAAGACCAAAUCCCUCACUCAACCUGCUGAGGUGUGGAUGGGGAAACAGAGGCAAAACUUAGGCACCCACAGCAUUCAGCCUGCUGUGUAGCAGUGCCGUUGACUGCCCUGGUGUUCAGACAGAAAAGCACACAAGGUUUGCCCAUGAGAACUGGGGAGCAGAUGGCCAAGCAGAUAGGUUAUGUCUGUUUUCUGAGUGAUGAAGUCAGGAAGCCCUGUGGCUCUGGAGGCCACUUGUGGUUCAUUCUUUUCCCGUAUCCUUGGCUUUUAGAAAUGGUUACCUUCAGGACAGCGCAGCUGCAUUUUUCAGAGCACUGUUGCUAACCUUUCUUUUCUGGCUUGUGUUUGCCUGGGACAGUUUGGAAUUGGGAGGCCUACUCUCAUAGAAAACCAAAAAUGAUGUUCAUUCAUUCAUUUAACAUACAGCAAUAUACGCUGGCUGCUGGGGGGACAACCAAAAGCAAGACAUGCCCAGGGUUUGCUGUGGCUCCAGAUCUACUCCCUGUAGGAGUUCAAGGAUCACACAAAAUGUAGUAACCAGGGUUGUGAAUCUGAGUACACCCUGGCAAGGCUUCUCUUCAGACUGAAGCAGCAAUUCUGCCACUACCAGCAGCAACCAGGACGUCUGUUCUUUGUGGGGGCCAGAUCAGAAGAGAGAGGCUCCUGUGACACCUGGGGUGCGUGGUCACAGCUCUGUCCAACUCAAGGACGUUUAUCGGCCUCUCUUAGACCCCCGAGUGAGACAAAUGCAGAAAUGACCCAUUCCCUGCCCACCAGGAACUCGAGGUGAUUGGGGAGGCAGACACAGGAAAAUGAACUUAAUCAAGAGAGACUGUGAUAAGUGCUGAGAAGGGCGUGAGGGAGGAAGAGAUGAAUUUUCCCUGGAGGAAUCCUAGAAAGCAUUGUCAUAUUUCCCAUCUCCAUUAGCUCACUUUUAAACAACUAGGGUGCUGGAAGAACCUUUGUCUGAGGGUAGUUCAUAGCUGGAAAUACCUGGAAUAUUUUCCAGAGUCUCCAAACUGUCAUCUUCCCCCACAGAUACACAUCCAAGCUCACAAAUAGGAGUAACAAUUAUAGGCGGUAGGGUUGUAUACAGGAAGCCCUGGCUGUCUGCAUGUAGCUCAGAAUUACCCCAGGACCAUUGUCCCAAAGUCUAGAGUCCUUACAGGUAGGCAAAAUUUGUUUUCAAUGCCUGUGGCUCAGCUGCUGUCACAAAUACCCAUCUUAGGAUCCCACCAGCUUCCCACCCUCCACCAGACAGCCGCAGUACCCUCACUUUCUCCCUAUUGUUCUUUCAAAUCCUGUUCUCAGGAAAGAAACUGCCACUAAUUCAUUCACACUGAAGUGUAAGUGAUUGAUAAUAGGAAUGAGUUACCUCUUCCCACAGACAUUUGUUUUUAAGUAUGACAGAGCAGGGCCUUAAUCCCAAGGGAAAAGGCUAUGGCACUGGAGGGGGUGAGCUUUCUGGGUAGAAGGAGACGUCCUGAUUUUCCUUAAGACCCAGUAAGAGUAAGACGUAUUGCUUUGGAAGGUCUGCUCCACCAUCUAAGAGCACUGGUUUUUUGUUGUUGUUGUUGUUGUUGUUUUUUUUUUUUUUUUUUUUUACUGUCUCUGAGGGAGUAUAGUAAAAAUGCAUAUGCACGUGCAAUUUGCACGGCAGCAUUUCACCGAUUUUGGAAUGUAUUGGCUAAUGUAUUUCCUGGUCUUUAGAUGCAAACGAUUAAUAACACUAUCUUAUCUAAUAGUUUUUUGAGGGGUGCUUCUUGAUUAAGUAGGUAAUUUUGAACACCUCUUUAAAUACAGCUAGAAAAUAAAACCAAUUUGUAAAGCCACAUUUGCAUAUGAUGCCAGCCUCACGCAUUUGUAUAUCUCCAGAAAUUCAGGUGUGCCUCACCAAUUUGCCCGUCUUUAAUGAAAUCAUGUGUUAAAAUUUGCAUCACGUCGCCUUCCUAUGUAUGAUGAAACAAGGAACAGAGGUUUCCAAUUGCUCUUUUGUCUUCAGACAUUUAGUAAUAUAAAGUACCUAUUUUUAUGCUGAAAUGUUUAUACAGGUUUAUUAAUAGCAAGUGCUACUAACUGGCGGCAUGCCUUGCAACACAUUUUGAUAUAUUAGCCAUGCUUCCGGGUAAAGGCAAGCCCCAAACUCCUUAUCUUUUGCAGUCUCUCUGGGAUCAGUAAAAGAAAAAAAAAAAACAUCAUGUGCUUAAGAAGUGGGACUGUAAAUAUGUAUAUUUAACUUUGUAUAGCCCAUGUACCUACCUUGUAUAGAAAAAUAAUUUUAAAAAUUUGAAUGGAAGGGGGUAAAGUAAGGAAGUCAUGAAGUUUUUUGCAUUUUUAUUUAAAUGAAGGAAUUCCAGAUAACUCACCUACAGAUUUUUAGCACAAAAAUAGCCAUUGUAAAGUGUUAAAGUUUAUGAUAAUUAUUCUAUUGGGGAGGGAAGGUAACUAUGAUCUCAGUUAUAGUUUUUUUUCCUUUUUAAUUUCAUUAUUUUGGUUUUUUGGUUUUUGCAGUCCUAUUUAUCUGCAGUCAUAUUAAGUCCUAUUGCUAGAAUAGGUUACUACAAAAAAGAUUAUAUUCUGAAAGAAAAAUAACUGACAUAUAUAACCAAUUAAUUUAAAGUAUUGCCAUUUAAAUUACACACUGAGAGCAUGUCCUAUGCAGACAUAGAUUUUUCUGUUCGUUUAUUUUUCUUCAUUGCAGUGGAUUGAUUUGAUAAAUAGAUGUGUUGAAUUACUACAUUUGCUGUACAUAUUAUUUAAUAAACUUUAUUCAGAAUUGCGUGGCA